AAAACAGUAGAGUUUGCACGGAAAGAAAAAUCUUAUUAGAAAAUAGUGCCAGGAUGAACAAAUUUGCAAGCGAAAAACAGUGUAUCAGCGCACCCGUAGUUCUUGGAUGAAAAAAGUGUUUGAUUCUAUUUUGUGCAGUAGCAAAGGCUAUUUAUGGUUUGCGACCUUCAACGCCUACUUGAACGGGAAAGGAACUGAAAAAUGCUUCGAAGCGAAUAGUGGAUGUUUUCUUGACCCAACCCAAUUCUGACCACAAGAAGAACAGAAAAACGGUGAAUGUCCUUGGUGUGUUCGUGUUCGCGCUGUAACCAGGUUGCUGUGAAAAUGUGUUAAAAAGGGCGUACUUUUUUACUGAUCCAGUGGAAGGCUAGCGAGGGGAGUCCCAAGGGCGUAGUGCCAGUCCACCGAUGACGAAAGCGAAAGUGCGUGUUUUCCCGUCGUAACCAGGAAGCGGUGAAAAUAAAUAUAUAAGACGUACACAGAGGAAUCGCAUAUUUGCAUAUCAAAACGAGCACGAGUGGAAACAAGAAAAAGUAAUACUCGGAUGUUAGACGAAUGGUAAGUGAUAACGUGGCACAUGACAACAAUCCUCCGUCGCUGCUCACUCGUACAGAGGAAGAAGAGUAAUUUUGAUUAGUCUUCGUCAACGGAGCCGAAUUUCGAUAUUCGCGUAAAUACAACACAUCACGUAGUGAUCAGCUUGCGAUCAGCGCAAUGGAGGCGUUCGAGCAGAAGAACAAUAUCAAUCUGCCUGUGAGAUUUCCAGGCACUCCCAUCAAUCCACCCCUGGUCGAUUCCGGAGAGGAUCCACACCCGAGCCUGUCCGAUUGGCACGAUUACGAGCCGAACCUUGAGUUCGAUGAUACCGAACUGUCCCAGACGGCACCCGAACCCGGAGGCACGGUGGUUUUCGAUGAGGACAAUUAUUCCGGCGAGUUCGAAGCGGUAUCGGAGGACGAAAUUAUCAAAACCACACUCGACCCGGACAAUUACGAAGAGCAGCUGAAAAUGAUUGAGCCCGACGAGAACGCCAUUCGAAAGGAAUUCAGACGACGAAAGUUUAUCGAAUUUAUCGGUACGGAUAAACACGGCCAGCCGAUUAUUGCCAUAUACGCGUGCAGUCUGCCAGAGCGGAAAGACCUCAACACGAAUAUUUUCAUAGAUUUUAUCAUCAAAUCAAUGGAAGAAUUUGUCCAGAACGAUUACAUCAUUGCGUACUUUCACCAGGGCAUGAAGGAUAACAGCAAACCGUCUCUGCAAUUUCUGUGGAACUCCUACAAGGAACUGGAUCGCAGCUUCAAGAAGAACCUGAAGCAGUUAUACGUGGUGCAUCCAACCACCUUCAUUAAGAUGGUGUGGUUCUUCUUCAAACCGGUCAUCAGUGAGAAGUUUAAGAGCAAACUCAUCUACACCUCCAGCCUGGACGAAUUGAAACAGUCAUUAGGUUUAAACACGCUCAAAGUGCCGGACACUGUUAGAGAAUUCGAUGAAAAAAUCAACAAUGUUACCCGCUACACACUCCGGGGCAGUAAAUCUAGUCUGAAGAGCAGCCACUCGACCGAGCACAUCCCGAAGACGAACCAGUUCGGUGUCACGCUGCGAUUCAUCAUCGAAAACAGCGCCUGCCUCAACUGCAUUCCGCCGAUCGUGCGCAAAUGUGUCGACCAUUUGUCCCUGUCCGACGUAAUCGAUACCGAAGGUCUAUUCAGGCGAUCGGGUAACUACACGCGGAUAAAGGAGAUUCGCGAACGGGUGAACCGAGGUGAGGAGGUGAACCUUUCGAACGAGGACACCCACGUCGUAGCGGCCCUGCUGAAAACGUUCCUCCGAGAGCUAGAGGAACCGUUGCUCACGUACGAGCUGUACGACGAUAUCAUCCAGUUUACCGAGUGGACCACCGAGGAGCAGCGAUCGCGCAACGUGAAGCAGAUUCUGCGCGAGAAGCUGCCCGAGGAAAACUAUGAACUGUUCAAGUACAUCGUGGAGUUCCUGGGGAAGAUUAUGGAGCGUAAAGAUUUCAACAAAAUGACCUCCUCCAACCUGGCGAUCGUGUUCGGUCCCAAUCUGGUGUGGCCCAAGCAGGCCCAGAUGUCGCUGGACGAGAUUGGGCCGAUAAAUGCGUUCAUCGAUUAUGUGCUGCAAAAUCAGGACGAUAUUUAUUUCGUGGAUAUCAACAAAAAGGAUAGGGGCUACGAUUAACAGCGGUUGAUCUAAGUAUUUUAGGUGAUUGUUAGUGUCCUUCGAAAGAUUCUUUUUAAGUUGAUGUGCAUUUGAUUUUUGCAGUAACUGCACACGUUGUUUUUUUAUGGUUAGAAAGAUAGCUGCUAAGAAAAGUGUACCUCCUCGAACGGGAACUACUUACGUAACUAAAACAAAACAUUCUUUCGUGCUAGUGAUAAAGGGGGGGGGGAGUAUGUUUUUAACCGAUGAGUUUGCAUGAGAAUACGCGAGUGCGAGAAUUUUAAAACAAGGAAGUUAAAUAGAGGAAACUGUAGUUUGAAACCACGAUGAAAAAAUAGUCAUUACAAUUACAAAUUGUUAUUAUCCAUUUCUGAUUAAUUUAUAUAAAUAGCAAACCCAAGUAACUACAGAUUGCUCGAGUUGCCCGAAAAAAAGAAGUAAAAACCAAAGAUCGGAUGUAAAUAUUGAUAGGGGAAAUCAGUCAUGUUGGAUCGGAAGGUAGAACAAAAGUAUGUUACACAAAAUCUCAGACAAUUCCGUCGUUUAGCCACCAUCAAGGAGUAUUUUUGGCGUGCCAAAAACAUUUUAAACACAUCGCCAGCAGUUGCUCUAAACAAUUUGCUGGUUUCAAAUCAAACACAGUACCAAACAGUCUGCAACCAAUAUCAAUUCUUCUUCACAACCGGAGAGAUAAAAAUAAAUUACUUAAAUUUCAACAAAAUAAAUAAGUCACUCCGGUAGAAAAUUUAGCGAUAAUCAAGUUCAACAUAUUGUUCCGGAACCAGCCUAACAUGUACACUUAAGAAGAACAAAAUUAAUCACUAGUUUCUAGACGACCAUUACAUUCUUCAUCCCGUUCUCCUGGACUGUCCCGAAGUCAAGUUAUGGUAGGCCUUGUGUGUAAUGCAAUUAGCAAAUGAGAUGCAAUUUUGGGGACGCGACGCGAUAAGUUUCACGUUUGUUACUGUAAAAGUGUAAUAUGGAUGCUAGUUAGAAUGAUGGAUUCGGGUUUGAGGAACGUUUCGUUAGAAUCUAUAAGAAUAGUGUUUAGCUACAAAAACGUAAGGUAAAUAAUGUGUACAGAGAUUAUUGCUGAUGAAGUGACUAAUACACAAGUCUAGUGAAAAUGAUCAUAAUAACAA
This is a messenger RNA of Toxorhynchites rutilus septentrionalis, 3323 nucleotides long. RefSeq names its product rho GTPase-activating protein 68F (gene RhoGAP68F). The record is from RefSeq and is a predicted model, not a curated record. The transcript is spliced from 9 exons. Gene Ontology annotation, biological process: small GTPase-mediated signal transduction; negative regulation of endocytic recycling. Gene Ontology annotation, molecular function: GTPase activator activity. The coding region runs from base 715 to 2199 and encodes 494 amino acids. Lineage: Eukaryota; Metazoa; Arthropoda; Insecta; Diptera; Culicidae. Gene Ontology annotation, cellular component: cytoplasm.